AUGAUCGGAGAUAGCAAAACGCGGCUGUGUUUUCUGUGGCUGCUGCUAGUGUGCCUGGCGGCAGGUCGACAUGGAGUAAAGCGGAAAUCAGGGCAACAUGGACACCACAGCCAUGGAAGAACCGUUCAUAUGCGAAGCCUGAACAAUUCAGAAGAGCAAGUUGAGAUUGGGGACGUGGUUGCCCCCAGGAAUUUGUCACCAUGGCAAGUGUCCAUACAGGAUGGAGCGAAGAACCACAAGUGCAGUGGAGCCAUUGUAGGAAAGAAUUGGGUAAUAACGACAGCUUACUGCCUGAGCAGGGCUCAUUUAAAGAGGUAUCGCAUUGUCGUCGGCACACAGACACUGGGAGCCGUAAGCCGGUUUCUAAAAUCCUACUCAAUCGAGUACGCGAUCGUUCACCCGCACUUUGACAAGCCCAAGAAAUCGAAUGAUAUAGCACUGAUCUUCACGGAGCGCAGCAUUCAGUUCAACAUCCAGGUCAAAGCCAUUGAUCUCCAGGGCUCACCCCUGCCCAGGGAUUCGCUCGUGAUGCACACGGGCUGGUCAUGGCGGAAGGGAGAGGAUAAGAACAAGAUGCGUGCCGUCUAUCACAGGGUCAUUCCAUACAAGAUCUGUUUGACGCACUUCGACAAGAAGAUUCGGAAUCCCAUUGAGCCCGGCCACUUGUGCUUGAAUGUGCCCAAGGACAGUGAUUUUUGCCUCAAGGAAACUGGCGGUCUUCUGGUGCACAACAGAAGACUAGCGGGUCUCAGUAGCUUCGGUACCCCCUGUGCCACUGGCGAGCCUUUUAUAGGCACGCGAAUCUCUUUCUACUUUGACUUCAUACGGACCACGAUGAAGGGAUGUAUUCGAUGUGAGAAAAACACACAUUUCGAAGCACGGUUCUUUGAUUUGUAG
Drosophila pseudoobscura is the source of this 897-nucleotide messenger RNA. Its product is annotated as chymotrypsin-1-like. Lineage: Eukaryota; Metazoa; Arthropoda; Insecta; Diptera; Drosophilidae. Gene Ontology annotation, molecular function: serine-type endopeptidase activity. The coding region runs from base 1 to 897 and encodes 298 amino acids. The transcript has a single exon. The record is from RefSeq and is a predicted model, not a curated record. Gene Ontology annotation, biological process: proteolysis.